GGAAGCGCGAUGGAAAGAACAGCCAAAGGCUUACGCACCUGUCUUUUCGUCUUGCAGUACGUCGCUGUUUUCGCGGCCGGCGUACCAGUGGCUGGUCUACGGGAAAGCUUCGCGCUCUCGGACGGAAUUCGUGAAGCCGCCCCUUCCCCGGAUCUUCCAUUAUCGGACGGAAUCUGUGCUGUUGCCCCUUCACCAGACCUGCCAGAAACAGCUUGCUGGGACCUGACCAACAUCGUCGAGCGCCACCUGCAGCACCACCAGUGCGCAGCUGCGACAUCAACGUCAUCUCGUCCGGAUAGGAUAAGACCCAGCAUCGAGCACUAUCACUGCAGUGGGCACGGAAGCGCGAUGGAAAGAACAGCCAAAGGCUUACGCACCUGUCUUUUCGUCUUGCAGUACGUCGCUGUUUUCGCGGCCGGCGUACCAGUGGCUGGUCUACGGGAAAGCUUCGCGCUCUCGGACGGAAUUCGUGAAGCCGCCCCUUCCCCGGAUCUUCCAUUAUCGGACGGAAUCUGUGCUGUUGCCCCUUCACCAGACCUGCCAGAAACAGCUUGCUGGGACCUGACCAACAUCGUCGAGCGCCACCUGCAGCACCACCAGUGCGCAGCUGCGACAUCAACGUCAUCUCGUCCGGAUAGGAUAAGACCCAGCAUCGAGCACUAUCACUGCAGUGGGCACGGAAGCGCGAUGGAAAGAACAGCCAAAGGCUUACGCACCUGUCUUUUCGUCUUGCAGGUUAGUUACCUUUCUAAACUGCCUUGUCGUAGCUUCCGAUCUGAUGAACCCUUUAUUGUUGUGCUUCCGUGCCCACAAGCCGUUCUCUUGCCUUUUUGUUCUUUGCUACUACUUCUUUGUGGGGAUGUAGAAAGCAACCCAGGUCCUGACAACUUAGCAGAACUAGUGAAAACGAUGAAGGAUUUGAACGAACGUACAAAAAGAAUGGAAUCAGCGCAAACAACAAUAUUGGACACCGUAUCUGUGUUAAAAGAACAACAACAGUCAGUUUCAGAAUCAAUAAACGAAAUAAAGGACAGACUGGCGAAAGUUGAAAACCAAACCUCCGUUUUCGAGCACUGGCAGCAUGAAAUGAAAGAACUACGCACCACUGUUGAGCGCCUUGAAAAAGACACUAGUAAUAUGCAUUCGCGUCUUGAUGACGCAGAGGAUCGAUCGCGGAGAAACAAUCUUGUCUUUUAUGGAAUUCCAGAUGCCGCAGAUGAAACUUCUUCGGAAUCGGAAAAAAAGAUCAUCAACCUCCUGACUAAUACUAUCCAAAUUGAUGUCACAAGUUCUGAUAUAUGCCGCGCUCACAGAAUAGGACGCUAUGAUUCAGCGAAAGCUCGACCACUUAUAACGAAAUUUGAAACAUUUAAAAAGAGAGAGCUGGUUUUUUUCAAAACGAGGUUUGCUAAAGAGCACUGA
Molecule: messenger RNA, 1422 nt
Organism: Rhipicephalus microplus (southern cattle tick)
Lineage: Eukaryota; Metazoa; Arthropoda; Arachnida; Ixodida; Ixodidae
Source: RefSeq, a predicted model, not a curated record